CCCUUCGACAAACCUCAGGGCUGAUCUUACGUUUUGAACUCAGUUCUCAGUUCCCAGCCAGGUCGAUAGAUAGUCAUUCUAUCAAAGCAGAGAAGCUUACCCAGAGAAGGAAAUUGUCAACCGUAGCAAUGUCUUCGGUACCGAUUCGAAACUGGAUCAAUCUGCUGCGAGAUCUGGCCACUUCGCCCGCCGCCAUCAUUGUGGUGUGUGGGUUUGUGGCGUAUGUGGCCUAUACAAAGACCAGACGCCGCUUUGUGACCUACGACGAUAUCGAUUACAAAAACGAGGGACAUGUGCAGCAGCCAAUUCCGCUGAAGGGACUGAGACUCACUCGUAAGCAACUGGCCAAAUUUAACUCUAAUCGGGCCGACAAAAAGUACCUGGUGGCCCUAAAUGACCUGAUCUACGAUGUUUCGAGUGGAGCCACUGAUUUUGGACCUGAUGGCAAGUAUGCAGAACUCCCGGGCACCGAAAUAUCCAAUUAUGUAAAGAAAGAAUCGCGAUUGGAGGGCCGCGAGUAUGAAUUGUGUUUGAAUGAGUGGCGUAUGAAGCUGGAUGACUUCUUCUAUCCCGCUGGGAAGCUUGUGGCUGAUGCAGCCACCAAAAUGGAUUCAGUACCUGAAGAAAUCGAAGAUAUCAACGAAGAAGAGCAGCCAGAUCUAGAUUUGCUGGAUGAGGAGGGUGACGUGGAGUUGGGAAUAGCCGGGUCUUCCAAACACAACAUAAGUGUGUCUUCAGAAAAAGAUACCAGUUCCGAAGGCGACAGUAAUCGCAUCACCUACGAGGGUUUUCCCGAUAGGGAUGACCGCGACGAGGUGGACAGUGAGGAAGAAGGUCAAGGGGAUUACGAUCGAAAUAAUGUCACUCUCAUUCCUGUUCCGUAAAGACCCUCCCUCACCUUCACGCACAUUGCCCAUUGAAGAAAUCUAGCCAAAAGUGGCACUUAACUCAUCAUAAGCCUCGUAUAUGAACUUAAGCCCUUAGCCAUAAUAACACAAACAAAAAUAUCUCUGCAAUUUUAUGUGUAUCUGCAUUAACACCAACUACACUGAGAGAACAACAAGAAUGUCGCACUGCUGCCCACACUUUAUACAUACCUUUUAUACAUUUUAAGCCAUUUCAUAUCUCAAAUUUUUGUACUCUUACACCAAAAUGGAAAUACUACGAUACAUUCAAAGCGCAGGCAUAUCAAAUAUACAAUUCAAUGGGCAAAAUGAA
Drosophila kikkawai is the source of this 1218-nucleotide messenger RNA. RefSeq lists its product as uncharacterized. The record is from RefSeq and is a predicted model, not a curated record. Lineage: Eukaryota; Metazoa; Arthropoda; Insecta; Diptera; Drosophilidae.